CACACACACACACACACACACACACACUCACUUUCGCUCUUUCUCAUUACCUUCAUUUCAUACCCAUCCUGCCGAGUGACAAAGACGUGGCGCGUCUUUCAAAAUGAAUACAAAGCUCGACAGUGUGCUUUUACCACGAAAGAAGUUCAUCUACCAUUACAAAAACAUGCGCUGGGCAAAGGGCCGGCAUGAGACAUACCUUUGCUUUGUAAUCAAAAGACGGGUGGGGCCGGACACCUUAACCUUUGAUUUUGGUCACCUCCGCAAUCGCAAUGGCUGCCAUGUAGAGCUGCUGUUCCUGCGCUACGUGGGGGCCUUGUGUCCUGGUUUAUUGGGGUAUGGAGGCCCUGGAGAGAAGAGGCUCAGCUACUCUAUCACCUGGUUCUGCUCCUGGUCUCCAUGUGCCAACUGCUCCACAAGACUGUCCCAGUUCCUCAGCCGGUUGCCCAACCUUCGCCUCCGGAUCUUCGUCUCUCGCCUUUACUUCUGUGAUAUGGAGGAUAGCCGUGAAAGAGAGGGAUUAAGAAUGCUGAAAAACAUCGGGGUGCAGAUCACAGUCAUGAGUUACAAAGAUUUCUUCUAUUGUUGGCGGACAUUUGUGGCUUGUAAGCAAAGCAGCUUCAAGGCAUGGGGAGAGCUGCACCAGAACUCUGUUCGUCUUUCCAGGAAACUCAAGCGCAUCCUACAGCCCCUUGAAACAGAAGACUUAAGAGAUGCCUUCAAGCUUCUUGGACUGUGAAACAUCCCCAUUACCUCCUCGUGUUACUAUUCAAUAAGUCAUUCAUUUUAUAGAGAAAAAAGAAAAGUUGGUUUUAGUCCUUCACUACAACUGCCAAAACUGAGAAUGAAAUUAACUGAGAAAAAAAACUGUCAUAAAAUAGCUUUCAAGUUUUGUCAAGGCUUUUCACUUAAACAUUGCUGCUACUUUCUGUUUCUGAAGCAUUACUGCCAUGUAAAAUAAAGAAUUACUGCCUUAAAA
Labrus bergylta (ballan wrasse) is the source of this 979-nucleotide messenger RNA. RefSeq names its product activation-induced cytidine deaminase (gene aicda). The record is from RefSeq and is a predicted model, not a curated record. Gene Ontology annotation, cellular component: cytoplasm; nucleus. Gene Ontology annotation, biological process: cytidine to uridine editing. NCBI's taxonomy places the organism in Eukaryota, Metazoa, Chordata, Actinopteri, Labriformes, Labridae. Gene Ontology annotation, molecular function: RNA binding; zinc ion binding; cytidine deaminase activity.